AAACUUCCUUUCACUUCACAAAUAAACAGCCACAGAGAGAGAAACAUUUAGAAACAUAUUGUAGAGUAUCAGCUAUAAACGAGGAUCGACGAUAAUAAUAAUAAUAAUAAUAAUAAUAAUAAUAAUAAUCAGGAGGCUUCCUCAGAGUUCAUUCAUAAAACAAUCAUGUCACGAGGACUUAAUGCACGCAGAGAUGAGGGGGUGGAAAAGAACAUUUGGGUUGAAUCUGCGAAACUGGCAGCAGAAUACAAGGCAGUAAACCUUGGAAAAGGAUUUCCUGACUUCUCCCCUCCCAAAUUUCUCCAGGAGGCUUUUUGUGAAGCUGUGAAUGGAGGACCCCAGAUGCACCAGUAUACUCGAGCUUUUGGCCAUCCUCCGCUUGUAAAAAGUCUGGCUAAAUUCUUCGGUAGGAUUAUGGGACAUGAGAUCGAUGCUUUUGAAGACAUCCUGGUCACAGUUGGAGCUUAUCAGGCUCUCUCCUGUGCAUUUCAGGCUCUGAUUGAUGAAGGGGAUGAGAUCAUAAUUAUCGAGCCGUUCUUUGACUGCUACCUACCGAUGGUGAACUUUAUUCGAGGAAAGGCAGUUUAUGUAUCUCUGAGGCCGAAAGUUGAGGGAAGCUCCGUCCUGUCAAGUGGAGACUGGGUUCUUUCUGCCGAGGAGCUGGCCAGUAAAUUCACUCCACGCACAAAAGCCAUCAUAAUGAACACUCCCAACAACCCACUGGGCAAGGUUUACACGACCGAAGAGCUCCAAAUGAUUGCGGAUCUGUGCAUCAAACAUGAUGUGGUGUGCAUCAGUGAUGAGGUGUACGAGUGGCUGACUUAUGAUGGAAACAAGCAUGUAAAGAUAGCCACCCUACCCGGCAUGUGGGAACGAACCAUCACCAUUAGCAGUGGUGGAAAGACCUUCAGUGCUACUGGCUGGAAGGUUGGCUGGGCCAUCGGCUCUAGGCAUAUCAUGAAACACUUGAAAACCAUCCAUCAGAACUGCGUUUACCACUGUCCUACAGCCGCUCAGGAGGCAUUAGCUCAUGGAUUUGAGAGAGAAUACGAGCUGUUUGGGACUCCAGAGAGCUACUUCCAGCAGCUGCCUGCGAUGCUGCACCAGAAGAGGAAUAGGAUGGCCUUGUGUCUGGAGAGUGUAGGUUUGCAGCCCACCAUGCCGGAGGGAGGAUAUUAUAUGAUCGCAGACAUCUCCUCUGUCAAGAAUGACUUCAAUGGCCAGAACACGGAGGAUGAACACAAUGACGCCAGAUUUUCGAAGUGGCUAACUAAAGAGAAGGGUUUAACAACAAUCCCCGUCACUGCCUUCUUCAGUCCAGAGCACGCUAAGGACUUUGACAAAUACAUCCGAAUCUGUUUCGUCAAGACGGACUCCACCCUGGAUGCAGCAGAGGACAUCUUGAGAAAGUGGAGUCAGGAACAGUAACAUCGCCCCACAAUAAGAAGCAUUAUCAGUCCAUCCAGAUUCUACCAGUCCAUCCAGAUUUUACCAAUCCAGAUUUUACCAGUCCAUCCAGAUUCCACCAGGCUGCGUAAAGCGGUUUGGGUUAACCCCUCAGUUAAAAUGAGCCAUAAUUGUUUUUUCUGUGUGUUUAACUCAAAUUAAGGCACUUAAAGACAAAGUCCAUAUAAUGAAUUUUUUCCCCUCCUAAUGUAUGUCACAUAUUAACUGCAGAGAUAUUUUGUCAUUUAAUGAAAUAAAAGCUUUUAAUGAUAAUAAA
Molecule: messenger RNA, 1723 nt
Organism: Sebastes umbrosus (honeycomb rockfish)
Lineage: Eukaryota; Metazoa; Chordata; Actinopteri; Perciformes; Sebastidae
Product: kynurenine--oxoglutarate transaminase 1-like
Exons: 13
Coding region: 166-1428 (420 amino acids)
Biological process (GO): biosynthetic process
Cellular component (GO): mitochondrion; cytoplasm
Molecular function (GO): pyridoxal phosphate binding; L-kynurenine:2-oxoglutarate transaminase activity
Source: RefSeq, a predicted model, not a curated record